UCAUUCUCAAGCGCAUUGCGGCAGUUCUUCCGUCAUGUGUAACACAGACUCUAAACAGGUUGGCAAAACGUCAAAUUUUUCCCGUUUUCACUCUGUGUAGACUGAGGUCAAACUGACUGUAUAGCAUAACCAUCUCACUGUGCAAACAUAUUAACACAUCAGCAUGUAAGCGUGUAAACAGAGCGGCACAUCUAGGAGCCAUAUCACUUCAAGUAAAUCGAGUUUUUUUCUCUUAUUUCAGGAACAGAACGAAAACUUCUCGCCCAACCCAACAAGGGCAACCACAAGAUUAUCCCAAGCUAGCGUAAUUAGUUAUGCCAGCCACUUUAGCCGGUCGGCAACCCGUAGGAACAGCGAGACUAGCAGUGUCGAUGGUAAAACAAUCAAAGACUUCUUUAAAAAUAUGAUGCGGAAAUUUUGCCCUGAUCGACCAAGGUAUUUCAAUCGACCGUUGGAGGACAAACAUGGCUGUAAUGAUGAGACCUUUAUUGUCAUCACCAGCCGCUUUGGAACGCCGCACGUGCACAGACUAAAUAAAGCCAAAUCUGUUUAUAUAUUUGGUCAAAAUCACCCUUUUAGGAAGUUUUCAUUGUAUAUAACUACAAAUCAAUAUUUUGAAAUUUUUGUUAUCCUAACUAUUUUAGUAAACUGUGUUUUUCUUGCAUUGACAAAUCCUCCAGAGGAGCCUGAAUAUGUGUUUGCAGCUAUUUAUACUGUUGAAAUGAUUCUCAAAAUAAUUGCCAAAGGAUUUGCUCUUCACAAAUAUGCGUAUUUACGAGACCCGUGGAAUUGGCUGGAUUUCGUGGUAGUAAUAUUUGGCUAUAUAACUUUUGCUCCUGGGGUGGCAAAUCUCUCUGGAAUCAGGACAUUCCGAGUGUUUCGAGCUCUCAGAACCAUAUCAGCCGUAAAAGGUCUAAAGAUGAUGGUGAACACUCUCCUUGCAUCCAUGAAGAUGUUAUGGGAUGUACUCAUUCUCACAAUGUUCUUUAUUUGUAUCUUCGCACUUGUCGGCAUGCAAGUAUUUGUGGGUGUAUUGAGAAAUAAAUGCACGGAGCCUGGGCCCGAGAAUCUUCAAAUUUCUUACAAGGAUUACGCAUCCAAUCCAAAUGUUUGGAUACUUGACUCUGAGGACAGACCCAUCGUCUGUGGAAAUAAUUCUGGAGCUGUGCACUGUUCAGCCAAUCACAGCUGUCUUCCAGACGCAGGGGCUAAUCCUAAUUAUGGAUAUACGAGUUUUGAUCAUUUCGGCUGGGCCAUUAUGACGUCAUUCCAGCUUGUUACCUUGGACUUUUGGGAGAAUGUGUACAAUAAUAUCCUUUACGCCCUGGGUCCGUGGACAGUGAUCUAUUUCCUGUGCAUCGUGUUGUUUGGCCGAUUUUACCUGAUCAAUCUCGUUCUCGCUGUAGUAGCAGCAUCGUAUGAAAAUGAAGUGCAAAAUGCUAAGCAGGAAAAUGACAACUUACGCUUCAAACAGAAACAACAGGGCUCCACCUUCUCUCUGCGCAGCCGCAGAAGUAUCUUGAGCCUCGUAUACGGUGAACAAGAUGUGGUUUUGGACGAGACGAUUCACAAAGCCAUGUUCGAUCAAGCAGCAAACACUGAAAACCCUUUAACACCCUCACAAGCCGAGUCAAUUUCUGUUUUUCAAAUAAAACAAAGCCCUCAAGACAUUAAGGACAACACAAUUACAAGAAAAACCCUCACAAACAAUAAUCAAAGCGGGAAUCCAGAGAAAUCCGUCAAAAAGUGUUGUUCUUGCUGCGCUGGGCUAUCUGUGAAGUGCGGAUUUUGGAGAUCAUUUAGAAAACGAGUGAAGCGAGUCGUAGAGAGCAAAGUGUUUGAAGUUGGUAUUAUCAUGAUUAUUCUGAUUAACACUCUGUUCAUGUCUAUACAAUAUCACGGAAUGGACGAGGAUUUGGGCUUAGCGAUUGAUAUUGUUAAUCUGGUCUGUACAUUUAUCUUUCUGGGGGAAAUGAUUCUCAAGCUGAUCGCUUUCAAGUUUCGUGGUUACAUCAAAAGCCACUGGAACAUUUUUGAUGGCGUAGUUGUGGUAAUCAGUCUCAUAGACACUGUCUUGACUCUGUCAAACCUCAUCGACAACACGGGCACAAGUGUAUUGAGAUCAUUUAGACUGGUUCGUAUUCUAAAGCUCGCCAAGUCCUGGGGCACAAUGUCAAGCCUUCUGGCAACAAUAGGUCACAGUCUGGGAGCGCUUGCCAACCUGUCCGUCAUAUUAGCCAUCAUCAUCUAUAUCUUCGCUGUGGUGGGCAUGCAACUGUUUGGUUCUUCCUACACGCCUGAGAAAUUCGACGGCGAAAUUCCUCGGUGGCGAUUCACAGAUUUCUGGCAUUCAUUUUUGCUAAUAUUUCGGAUUAUUUGCGGAGAGUGGAUUGAACCUCUGUGGGACUGCAUGAGGGCUGCAGGGCCAGCUUCCAUUAUACUCUUCAUACCAGCAUUUAUUUUAGGACACUUUAUUAUCUUGAACCUUUUCCUGGCGCUUCUGUUAAGCUCAUUCGCUGGUCAAGCCUCGCCCUCAUCCGCGCAAGGAAAUAAAAAGAAUCGAAUCUUCACGCGCCUAAGAAAGGUCGUGAUUGCGUCGCGUUUCAUCAGGAGAAUCAAAUCCAAAGUCAGGUGGCCUCAAAACAGUGUAUCCCCGACAGAAGAGGUCGUGGAAAUCAGCAAUGGCCAUACAGACACAGUGGGAUCAAUAUCUAGGAGAGCCUCGCAAGUGGACUGCCCGCCUGACUCACCAAAAACAGUAUGUUGCUGUUCCUUGAACACCCGGGAAUAUGAAGUUGACAACUGCUUUCCGACUCAGCGUAGCUGCUGUAGUAGGUUUGAAGAUACCACAUGUCACGUGAUUUGGAUGUGCGUACGUCACAAAGUUAAAUGCUUUGUGGAGCACAAGUAUUUUGAAUGGUUCAUCGUGUUUCUAAUUGCAGCAAGUAGCAUUGCUUUGGCCUUCGAAGACGUCUACUUGGACAGCAGACCAACCUUGAAGGAGGUUUUAAGGGUGCUCAACAUUUUCUUUGCCGCUGUGUUCGUGCUCGAGUUCUUACUCAAAAUCAUCGGUCUCGGUUUCACGUCCUAUUUCUCGAGCGCGUGGAACUGGCUUGAUGUCGUUAUCAUAGUGGUUUCGCUCAUCGCUUUGUUUGGCAAUGAAGAAGUCAUGUCUAUUCGCUCUCUGCGAACACUGAGAGCUUUGCGGCCACUGAGGGCAAUCUCCAGAUUUGAACGCAUGAGGGUGGUGAUCAGCUCUCUGUUUCACGCCAUACCCGGAAUCGCCAAUGUUCUUCUCGUGUGCCUGGUAUUCUGGCUUAUUUUUAGUAUCAUGGGCGUCAAUCUUUUUGGCGGGAAAUUCUACAAGUGUGUCGACGCGCGCGGCGUUAAGUAUGACGCUUCUGUAGUGGCUAACAAGUCCGCAUGCCUUGCAAGAGGAGACCGAUGGAUUAACUCAAACGUUAACUUUGAUAAUUCUGGCAACGGAUUUUUGGCACUUCUUCAAGUGGCUACUUUUGAGGGAUGGAUGGAGGUUAUGGAGGACGCUAUUGAUGCUACUAAGGUGGAUCAACAGCCCGUGAGGGAGAACAAUAUGGCUGCUUACAUGUUCUUCAUUGUGUUCAUUAUUUCUGGAUCUUUCUUUGUCUUAAAUCUUUUCAUCGGUGUCAUCAUCGACAACUUCAAUCAACUCAAGCAACAGAUGGAGGUGUUGGGUUCCGUACAUAUUUUUUUGACUCCAAACCAGAGGAGUUGGAUGAAUGCGAUAAAAAACGCAGCAGCUAAGAAGCCGAAAAAGAAAAUAGCAAGACCAGAGAACCGCUAUCAAGCUGUGGUGUUUGACAUGGUGGAAAAUCGCAAGUUUGAGAUCUUUAUUAUCUUGGUGAUCACAGUGAACAUGAUAGUGAUGAUGGUACAGCAUUAUGAUCAGACACCUCAGGUUACAUUGGUGUUAGAAUACUUCAACAUCGUAUUCACCUGUAUAUUUAUCAUUGAGGCGAUACUAAGAAUUAUCGCCCUGAGAUGGGGAUAUUUUCAACAGCGCUGGAAUGUGUUUGACUUCGUCAUUGUCGUAUUGUCGAUAGUAGGUAUACUUGUGGAGAACCUUAACAAGACAGGCAUCAUCAUAACACCUAAUCUCUUACGUGUUGUUCGCGUAUUCCGAGUUGGCAGACUUCUCCGCUUCUUCGAGAAAGCUAAAGGCAUUCAACGGCUCAUGUUCUCACUUAUAAUCUCCUUGCCAGCGCUGUUCAAUGUGGGAGGCAUACUUUUUCUCAUUAUGUUCAUCUACGCCAUCAUAGGAAUGUCCUUCUUUGCCCAUGUCAAGAAGACAGGCGCUUUGAAUGACGUGGUCAAUUUUGAAACGUUUUUGAACUCGAUGGUGUUAAUUUUUCGCCUUAUGACUGCGGCGGGCUGGAACGAUGUUUUAGAACCAUUGAUGAUCCAGCCGCCAGAUUGUGACCCGAAUUAUAAAGGGCUGUCGAAUGGCAAUUGCGGAAAUGGCUGGAUCGCAGUUUGUUACUUUUCAAGCUUCAUUGUAAUUAUUUUUCUAGUCCUUAUCAACAUGUACGUUGCUGUAAUACUGGAGAAUUAUAACAACGUCAUGGAGCAAGAAAAGAUUGGAAUUACCGGAGAGGACAUAGAUUUGUUCUAUCAACACUGGAUGCUGUAUGACCCAGACAGCACUCAAUACAUUUAUUAUAAAGAUCUGUCGGAGUUUCUGCACACCUUAAAGGGAAACCUGAGAAUUAAACAACCAAACAAGGCCGCAUGCGCGCUCCUGAAUAUACCGCUGUACGAAGACGACAAGAUUUACUGUCUGCACUUGCUGCAGGUUUUGGUAAAGAGAGUUUUAACUGGCUACGAGGAGUUUGAUUCCGAGGAAUUUAACUUACUAAUGAAGCGAAUGGAGGAAAGAUUUCGAGCUGUUUUUCCCGCAGUAACACAUUACCGUCAAACCACCACCACAAUGGAUAAAAACCGCGAGAUUGUCGCCGCAAGGGUUAUAACACGCGCGGUCAGGAGAUACCGGGAAAGGAAACGUAGAGAAGCCUCGUCAUUGAGUGUUGCUGAUGCUGGGAGUAAACCAGACACAGGAAACAUCAAUCAUGGAUUGAAUGAGCAUGAUAUGAACACACUAGUACACGGAGGGUUAAACAGAAGCCGCAUAGCUGACUUAGUACUCUCUGGGGACAGGCUGAGUGAUUCUCUUCCUAAUCUAUACAAAACUAAUCACUUACAGCCGCUGAAAGGUAAAACAAAGGCAACAACUGCAUGGACACCUUCACUGGAAAAAACAGUUUUCACUAGGGUGGACACAGUGAGACAAGGAACACCAAGGUCUGCGCCACUCAAGAAAAUAGACGUGAUGAAACAGCCUACAAUCGAUCACACUAAAAAAAACUAAAAUAAGCAGUGAGCCGAUUGACUCUACAAGCAAACCUAGUUACAGCUGAGUACAAUGUAACAACUGCAAAAAAUCUUCGAAAGAAGUUCCUGCGGCAACAAAACAUGCAAUGUUUUCUGAAUUUUCUUUCUAUUUAUUUUUUUAAGCGUUGGCCUUCCAGUGAGAGCUAUUUUGCAAAUAUGAUAUGUUCAGAUUUAAGUUGUUUAUGUUGUUUGUAACUGAUUGUUUUUCUUGUUGGAGUACAAAUUCUAAGAAAUAUAUUUUGAAAUAGAAUAGACACUGAAUAGAUGAAAUUCUCUGAUAUUUGAACUGCGGGAUAAACAUUUAAGUAGUAGAAAAAUCAUCCCAUACGCAGUUGCGAUAAAGCCCGAAAAACAGUGGAUUUUAUUUGGUUGUGGAUGUAACUGCGAUGGCGUUUCUUCUAAUUUAACUUCUUGUUUUUUUCUUAUUUAAUUUGAAGUGUCCUCUUCGUAAGUUUACACUCGUUCUUCAGUUUGCUGAACCCUCCGGCUGAAAUCAGAUUCACAUAUUAUUUCGAGCGAUAUGCCUCCCUGCGUGAAUCGCCUUGUUUGCGAUCUAAGAUUUUUA
Molecule: messenger RNA, 5992 nt
Organism: Orbicella faveolata
Lineage: Eukaryota; Metazoa; Cnidaria; Anthozoa; Scleractinia; Merulinidae
Product: sodium channel protein 1 brain-like
Biological process (GO): membrane depolarization during action potential; neuronal action potential; sodium ion transmembrane transport
Cellular component (GO): plasma membrane; voltage-gated sodium channel complex
Molecular function (GO): voltage-gated sodium channel activity
Source: RefSeq, a predicted model, not a curated record